AUGCCUAACCCGCCCUCGCCUCUCUCGCCGCUCUCUUCCGGGAAGAAGAGGCCGCACCCUUCCAGCUCCACGCCCCCAACACAUGCCGACCCCGCGGCCGCCAAAGCCUCUGCCCCAACUGCCAUUCCCUCCGCCUCUCCCGCCCACUCUACCGCCUCGUCCUCAUUUCGCAAUGUCUCGGCCUGCAACCGGUGUCGUCUGCGCAAGAAUCGCUGCGACCAGCGCCUCCCCCGCUGCCAAUCCUGUGAGAAGGCGGGGGUCCGCUGCGUCGGGUACGACCCCAUCACCCGACGCGAGAUCCCGCGCAGCUAUGUCUAUUUCCUGGAGACCCGCGUCGCCCACCUGGAAAAGCAGUUGGCCGACCACAAUAUCGAAUUCAAGAAAGCCGUCGCCUUUGACGAAGAUGAGACCGUUAAAGUAGAGACCGAGGGCGAGCUGCCGCUCGCGCAGUCCGGUCCUGAUGUCCAGCCGGCCGAGGGUUCAGCUGCGGAUAAAAACGAUGAGACCGGCCGUUCCAUCCAGACAGUGGACGCGGAGCUGGGUCGUGAUGCGGACGGGGAUCGCGACCCCGCCAAUGAGGAUAAUUGGCGGCUGCACAACCUCGUCUCAAAUAUUGGCAUGGUUUCUGUCCAGGGCACCUCCGAUCCCCGGUAUCUCGGGUCGACGUCGGGGAUCUCCUUCGCCCGCGUAGUCUUUGCUGCGGUCAGGAGCUCGCUGCCCGGGAAUAUGCCCGAGCGCGCCCCGAUUCGUCCGAGCGAACGGCUGCCUCAGACUGCUGGCGGGACCGGUGGGAGUACGAUGCGCGAUUCGUUCUUUGGGUUACAGACACGACCGAUGAUGAAGCGAGCUACUUUUCCGGACCGCGAGCUGGCCGAACGGCUGGUUGAUCUCUAUUUUGAACACGCCAACCCCCAGAUGCCUAUUCUCCACCGCGGGGACUUCAUGGAGCUGUUGGAUCGCACGUAUUUGCUGGAUGAGAAGAACCGUUCUCCCCGCGCGCUUUACAUUCUCAAUAUCGUGUUUGCUAUUGGCGCUGGAAUCAUUUUUGAAGAUAAGCCCCAAAGCUCGGAUGACGAAAACCGGACUAGCCGUGAUCGCUCCUCUUCUACGACCAAGAGGCCUCGGCUUUCCAGCCAUCAGUAUCAACCGGAGGAGUACCAUGCAUCUGCAAUUGUUCAUUUGGAAACAUUCCUGGGUUCGUCUUCGAGCGAGGGCUUUGGCGGGUUGGAAGAACUGCAGGCAGUUCUCCUUCUGGCCAGCUUUGCUUUGCUGCGACCUGUUGCGCCAGGUCUUUGGUAUAUUGUCGGAGUGGCCAUGCGCUUGGCCGUUGAUCUUGGGUUGCACUAUGAAGAUGGAAUGGGUAUUGACUCUGCCUCAAAGGACGGUAAUCAGGCCCAAUCACGCAUCGACGCUCGCGAACGAGGACGCAGGGAAUGGGUGCGCGAUCUGCGUCGUCGCUUGUGGUGGUGUGUCUACAGCUUCGACCGUCUCGUCGCUACCUGUGUCGGACGACCCUUCGGCAUCAGCGACCAGGCCAUCAGCACCGAAUUCCCGUCCAUGACAGACGACAAGUACAUCACCAAGUCGGGUCUGUUGACGCCACCUGAUGGCGCGCCGACCUAUAAACAUGUUGCAUUCCACUACUUCAAGCUGCGUCUACUUCAGUCUGAGAUCCACGAUGUCCUCCAGUAUCAGCAGGCGCGCGCCAUCCGAAGACGGGCCUCAAAUAGUACCGCGGUUCUGCCCCAUGCCGAACUUGCUUCGCCUUUCCUUCAGGGCUUUGACUCGUUCCGCUCGUGGCGCCAUGAUGUGCAUCGUCGUUUGGUCGAGUGGCAAGAUACCGCCCCAACGCGUCUUGAAACGGGGGUGCGGUUCUCGAUCGAAUUGCUCGAGUUGAAUUACUGGCAAGCGAUUAUCUUGCUGUACCAGCAAAGCUUGACUGUGCCUGCGGAGCUGGCCGGAGAACUGACCCCCGCGGAUGAUGUUUCGAGUCCAUCUUUCUCUAAUUUUGAUGAAGGUGACGAGGAGGACCAUGUGUAUCUCAAUGUGGCUGAGGCGGGCCAGAAGGUCAUCCGGAUCUAUCGACAGCUGCACCGGGUGCGGUUGGUGAACUAUACCUAUCUUGCAACACACCAUAUUUUCAUGGCCGGAAUCUCUUUCUUAUAUGCUAUUUGGCACUCGCCCCUGGUUCGAAGCCGCCUGACCCUCGACGAGGUAGACUUUACUGUUCUGGCUGCAACGUCCGUUCUGGGUGACUUGAUGCACAAAUGUCCACCCGCCGAGGCAUGUCGAGAUGCGUUCGAGCGCAUGAGCAAAGCUACAGUCCAAAUGUGUCUGUCCACCACUGGCUUUGGAUCUCAGGUAGACGUGAGCCGUAUAAACGCCGCAUCACACGCCGGCGGUGCAUUGCAUUCCGGCCGGGGACGACAGCACCAGAUGGACCAACGCCAGCGCGCAGGACAAGGCCAAGUGCGACGGGCAACUCAAACCCGAUCUUCUCGCCCAGUCCCCAGAUUCGACAUGAACUUGGCAGACCUCUUCAGCGACAGUGCCCCAUUAGCCGACCGCUCGCGCACCGACAACAGACCCGGAGCACCAUCCUUCCCGGUUCGACCAGAUCACCCAGAAUCCGUGCCGCCCGGCUUCUCUACCGACGGUGCCUCUCAACCGUAUGUGCAACAUGAUCCGUCCAUGGAGUACUUCCUCAAAUACGAAAACCCGGGGUCCCCGCCGGCCCCACCGCAAUUCUACUACUCGAACUCGCCGCAACAACCUGGAUCCCCAGGCAGCGUGGCUCCUCCCUCUAGCAGUGAACCCCAUGCCGCUCACCCCUCCUCUGCGGACCACCAGGACCCCUCCCAGUCUGGAAUUAGCCUUGAUUUCCUGGACUUUGGGUCUGGCAACGCAGACAACCAGGCUGGUGUGGAGGCGGACGCUAAUACCCCGGACUACAAUAACCUGAUGUCCAUGCCCUCGCUUGGCCAUAAUCUCGGCCAGAAUGUGGGUAUUGAUCUGGGGUUUGGGAUGGCAGUGGACUUUCAGCAUGAUUGGAGUGAGAAUCCGAAUUAUGAUAUCUUGGAGGGGUAUUUCUUUGGUGGGUCUGGGACGGGUGCUUCUGGGGAUGAUUGA
Penicillium alfredii is the source of this 3129-nucleotide messenger RNA. RefSeq names its product Zn(II)2Cys6 transcription factor. Gene Ontology annotation, molecular function: sequence-specific DNA binding; zinc ion binding; DNA-binding transcription factor activity, RNA polymerase II-specific. Gene Ontology annotation, biological process: DNA-templated transcription; positive regulation of transcription by RNA polymerase II. The record is from RefSeq and is a predicted model, not a curated record. NCBI's taxonomy places the organism in Eukaryota, Fungi, Ascomycota, Eurotiomycetes, Eurotiales, Aspergillaceae. The transcript has 3 exons. Bases 1 to 3129 code for a protein of 1042 amino acids.